Messenger RNA from Saprolegnia parasitica CBS 223.65, 3358 nucleotides. RefSeq lists its product as hypothetical. The transcript is spliced from 2 exons. Bases 35 to 3286 code for a protein of 1083 amino acids. Gene Ontology annotation, biological process: vesicle-mediated transport; intracellular protein transport. The record is from RefSeq and is a predicted model, not a curated record. Gene Ontology annotation, cellular component: AP-3 adaptor complex; membrane coat. NCBI's taxonomy places the organism in Eukaryota, Oomycota, Saprolegniomycetes, Saprolegniales, Saprolegniaceae.
CGCAAGCGGACGGCAGCAGGCAGUAGGCAGCAGCAUGGCGGUCCGUGGCAUUAGCGGCGAUGCCCACUUCUUCGAAGAGAGCGUCAACAUGGAGCGGAUUAAGAAGCUCCUGGACAACAAGACGGGCAGCGCCGGCGUCUCGGAGAAGCUCCAGGCUAUGAAGACGCUCCUCGCCAUGAUCAGCAAGGGCGAAGACGUCUCGCUCUUCUUCGCCGACGUGGUCAAGAACGUGAUUGUCAACAGCGUCGAGGUCAAGAAGAUGGUGUACAUGUACCUCGUGCACUACGCCGACGCCAACGCGCAGUGCCGGGAGCUCGCGCUCCUCUCGAUCAACUCGUUCCAGAAGGACUUGGCCGACCCGAACCAGCUCAUUCGCGCGCUCGCAUUGCGUGUCAUGACGAGCAUCCGCGUCCGCGAUAUCAUCCAGAUCCAGAUCAUUGCGAUCCGCAAGUGUGCUGGCGAUUCGUCGCCGUACGUGCGCAAGUGCGCGGCCAACGCGCUGAGCAAGGUCCACGCCAUGGACAGCGUCGACCAGAAGGAGGUGCUUGCAGAGAUCAUUGCGCUGCUCCUCGAAGACUCGAGCACGAUGGUCCUCGGCAGCGCGGUGCAGGCGCUCAACGAGAUCUGUCCCGACCGCAUGGACCUUCUCCACCGACCGUUCCGGAAGCUCUGCCACCUCCUCGCCGACAUUGACGAGUGGGGCCAAGCGGUCGUGAUGCAGGUGCUCACGCGCUACUGCCGCGAGCAGUUCCAGAGCCCCAAGCAAGACCCGCCGCCGCAGAACCAGAAGGACCAGUUCCCGAAGCGCAAGGUCAAGAAGGGGUUUUACUCAGACGAGGAGGAAGACCCCAAGGCCAAGAGCAACAACAACAACAAGGGCUACAACGCGUCGCCGUUCAUGCUCGGCGGCAGCGCGUCGUCGUCGCAGCGCGAACACAUGCCGAACGUCGGGUCCGUCUUUCGCUCGACGGACGUGGCGAGUGGCAUUGGCGGCGGCGAAGAGCUUGACGAGGACCACCGACUCUUGUUGCGGUCGUCGAUCCCGCUGCUCAAGUCGCGCAAUUCGGCGGUCGUGCUCUCGGUGUCGACGCUACACUACUACUGCGGCACGCAGAGUACGGCGACGUGCACGCUCCUCGGCAAGUCGCUCGUGCGCAUCAUGCGCAACCAGCGCGAGAUCCAGUACGUCGUCCUCUCGGUCAUUGCGUCCAUGGCGACCGCGCGGCCCGACAUGUUUCUCCCGUUCCUCCAAGAUUUCUUUGUGCGGGCGACCGACCCCGCGUACACGCGCCAGCUCAAGCUCGACAUCCUCACGGCGCUCGUCACGGAAGACACGGUGCCGACGAUUCUGCGCGAGUUCCAAGCGUACGUGCGCCACGUGGACAAGGGCUUUGUCACGAUGACCGUGCGUGCGCUCGGCCGAGUCGCCGACGCGAUGCCGUCCGUCUCGGAAAAGUGCCUCAAGGGACUCAUGCGCCUUGUGCGUUCUGUCCAUGAGAGCGUCGUGGCCGAGAGCGUUGUCGUGAUCCGCCAGCUGCUGCAGCAAGUGCAGGCACCCAACGCGUCGCAGGCGGUCAAGGUCGUCCGGUCGCUCGCGGCCAUGAUGGUCUCGGGCCGCGUCUCGUCGCCGUCAGCCCGCGCGUCGAUCGUGUGGAUGCUCGGCGAGUUUGCGGCCGAAGAGCCCGUGGCGCCCGAGACGCUGCGCUGCAUGUGCGCGACGUUCACGGACGAAGACUCGGACGUGAAGCUCCAGUUGCUGAGCUUGGCCGUCAAGCUCGCGCUCAAGACGCCCAACCACCCCAAGGUGCAGCUGUGCCUCCAGUACGUCGUCGAGCUCUGCAAGUUUGACUUGGACUACGACAUUCGCGACCGCGCGCGCCUUGUGCGUUCGGCGCUCCUCGGCGACGGUCUCAGCCCGCAAACGCUCUUUCUGAGCAAGAAGCCCGCGCCGCUCAUUGGCUGCUACGAGCAAACCAAGUCCAAGUUUACGCUCGGAUCGCUCUCGGAGCUCGUGCAUCACAAUGUGCCCGGGUACCUCCCCCUCCCGACGUGGCGCCUCGAAAAGGUCGACAAGAAGCUACGCGACGGGUCGGUCGAGGCGCCGGCGAUCGUCAAGGACGCCCAGAAGAAGUCCUCUUCGAGUAAGAAGCCGUCGGCCAAGUCGACGUCGCGUGGCUUUUACAGCAGCGAAGACGACGACAGCGAGGAUGACAGCGAGGAUGACAGUGAUGAUGACAGCGAGGCUGACAGUGACGACAACGCCUCGGACGAUGACGACGACAGCGAGGCCGAGAGUGACGACGACGCUUCGGACAACAACGAGUCGGAAGACGAGGAAAGCUCCGAAGAAGAAGAAGAAGAGAGCUCGUCGGAAGAGUCGGAGCCCGUGAAGCCCACCAAGCAGCGCAAACCGACAAAGCAAGCGCCGGCGCCGGCCCCGACGCGCAACCUCUUGGAUCCGUUCGACUUUCUCUCGACGGGCGCAUCGUCGUCGUCGUCGUCCAUCAACUCGAUGAGCAUGAUGGCCGACUUGAGCAACCUUACAAUGAACGCGGCGGCGCCGACGUCCCGCUCCGUCUUGCUCGCAAGUGCCGUUGGCGACGGUCUCCAGAUCGAGUACAGCUAUCUGCGGACGCCGUCCAUGUACGCGCCCAACAUGAUUGUGGUCCAGUGCUACCUCCUCAACCAGUCGUCGACGCCGAUCGCGCGCAUUCGCGUCGAGCUCGAUGCGCACGCGCACGGCGCGCUCGUGCCCUUUCCCGAAGUCCCCGUCGUGUACCCCGGGUCGUCGUCGAUGGUCCAAUUGCACGUGGACUUCGCGGGCAAGCUCAAGGGCGUCCCGGUGCGCAUCCUCACGGGCAGCGCCGAGGACGACGACGCGUACUCGGGCGUGCUCACGCCGUCGAUCGGCGAGCUCCUGCACCCUUUCCACGUGACGCCCGACCAGUUUACGGCGCUCUGGUCCAAGCACAAGAUUGCGUCUAACGAGCUGCAGCAGUUUUCCACGCCAUUGACCCUCGCCGCGCUCACGCAGCACGUUGGCCACGCACUCAACCUCUGCCACGUCAACCCGCACCAGAUGCUCAUGCCCGGCAACGUCCAGGCACCUGUCGUCAUGCAGCUCUGCGGCAAGCUCCGGUCGGACAAGAAGGAGGUGUGGCUCCUCGCGACCAUCGAGAUGCAGUACGCGACGGGCACGCUGCGCCUCCAAGUGUCGUCGGGCGACGCCAACCUCGGCGACACGCUCCUUGAUGCGCUCGUCGACGCCAUCUCGAGCGCCCACUAGGCCCUUUGUAGAUGAUUCAUGUAACUACGCAUCAUCAUGCGGAUGGAUAUAUGAUGGGUGAUGUAUCGACUA